GGCGUUCAUUUGAGCGAAAUGAGCGAACCGUUCGCGUCUAGCGGUUUAUUAGUUGGCAAACGCGUGCUGUUUGCUAAAUAUAGCAAAUAUAAAAUACAAACUAGCCAUAAGUUAAUGAAUUAAUUUAUUGUGAUUAACAAACAAACACUGCCAAAAAAAUAAAAAUGCAAGCGACGCUGCUAUUAGUUGCCACCAGUGCAAUGCCAAUUUUGGCGCUAAUAUUUGCGGGCGCGCUUUUGCUGCAUAAGUUAUAUAUAAAUGUGCGCUGCCGCUAUCCGGCAAAGGUGAAUUGCUGGUUCUGCAACAAAGACACACAAGUGGCAUAUACGGAGCGCAAUAGCUGGACCUGCAGCGACUGCGAGCAGUACAAUGGUUUCAAAAAGGACGGUGACUACAAUCGUGAUAUAUGCAAUGAUAGCUCACGCUCCGAACAAAGCACAAACUAUGCCAUGCAGGGCACACAAGCGGCGCCGUCAAUGGCGCGUAACAAUGGACUCUGCGCUCAGUGCAAUGAGGCGCAGCGCUUGAAGGUUGAGAAGCUAGCGCAGUUUGAGCCGCGACAUGAAUCACGCUUUGAGCAGGAGCUAAAGCAAUACAAGAAGCAGCUGGAGCAACAGUUUCAGCUUUGCGCCAGCUGUGAGCGUCAUGUAAACAAAGUGCUCUGCGAGAAGAAGAAAAUUGUGCUGAGCUCAACGCUGCUGAAUCUCUAUAUGAAGGGCGCCAGUCUGCUGAAGCAGCCGCACUUCAAGCGCCUGGCGCGCGUCCAGCAACAACAACGACUGCGACGCUUGCAACGGCUUAUGCUGCUGCUCAGCUUGCUGCAACUCAUUUGCUUGCUCUGCAGUCUGCCGCCUGCAACACGCGCACAGUUCGAAGCGCUGCUGGGCGUUAAGCUUGCCGAACCUUUGUACUUUGUCUACUCACAUGUGUUGACUUUGCUGCGCGUGCUCAUCGACUAUGGCGCUAACUUUCUGGCCGAGCAGCCGCGCUUGAGCAAGUGCCUGCUCUUUUGCAGCACUUUUAUUAAAAUGCUGCUCUACUCCUUGGGCCUCACCCAGCUGCAGUCGAGUCUGAGCGUCUGCUUUAUUGAUGUUUAUCCAUAUGCCAUCAUGGCUUUAAGCUUUGUGCAUCAUUUGUGCGUUGGCUUGAAGUUUACGCGCGUUACGCUUCUGCUGAGCUUAUGGAGCAGCUAUGCGAUGCUCUCGCUGCUGCGUCUGGAUACAUAUAUUGCUUUGCUCUUCACUUUGGCUACACUCUGCAUUUUGCUUUAUCAUCGCUCCCAGCAGCAGCUGCUGCACUCCUCGCACAAUGAAUCUGUUGGCGAUAGUUUCCAUCGUCUCUGCGCGGACGAGCAGCUGAGCGAUGAUGAAACCAUGAGCAUGGUCAGCCAGCAGCUAAGCACUGCCAACAAUAGUUUAACCCCCUCGCUCGCCUCACCCACGCCCACGCCCACAGCCAGCAAAGCGUUCAGUCAGGUAGCACCCUCGGUGCUGUCAUUGGACUCGCUGCAUUUAUCGACGGCGCAACGUAUGUCUGCCACGCCCAGAUUUCGCCAGCCACCCAUGUCGCCCAUUUAUGCCGACAUGAGUGGCAGCUUGAUGGACGACGGUCUAACGUCUUCUUGGCAACGCAGCAGUCUACUCAAGCCCAGUUCUGUGCAGCGUCUGCCUACGCGCUCCACUCAAGCUCCACUUCACCAUGCGCCACCAUCACUGUUGCUGCCCUCACGUCUGCCCAUGCAUCAGCAACAUCAUCAGCAGCAACAUGUCAGCGCCUGGGUGCAGGCCAACUGCGCCCAGCCCAAUCUUUUGGAGCCACCUCACACUGGCAAUCUGCUGCAGUGUUAUGAGGACAAACAACUCUCGCGCAGCUCUUCGCAAUCCUCUGGCUUUGAGUCGCAGCCCGGCCGGCCACACUGGGAUCUCCGGCUAGCCUCAGCGCCGCCGCCAGCUUCAACGGCUAAGAGCAGCUUCUUCUGGGAAGACGCAGCUCAGCGUCCGCUUGCAAGUCCGCUGGCAUCGCCCUCACUCAUCCAUACAAAUUAUGGCAAUAGCAAUAACAAUUUGCAACCAGGCGAUCUGCUGCGCCGCUGGAUGGAUCGCAACAGCGCUGCUACGCAGACGAGCAGCGGCUGAGAAUUGACCAUUUGGGAAUUGUAUUUGACUAGUUAACAAUAUUAUUUUUUUCGCUUAUUAUACAACAACUAUACUUUGGAAUUAAAUGAACUAU
Drosophila busckii is the source of this 2229-nucleotide messenger RNA. RefSeq lists its product as uncharacterized. Lineage: Eukaryota; Metazoa; Arthropoda; Insecta; Diptera; Drosophilidae. Gene Ontology annotation, molecular function: lamin binding; actin filament binding. The transcript is spliced from 4 exons. Gene Ontology annotation, biological process: nuclear migration along microtubule. The record is from RefSeq and is a predicted model, not a curated record. The coding region runs from base 165 to 2135 and encodes 656 amino acids. Gene Ontology annotation, cellular component: nuclear membrane.